GUGCAAUGGAAGAUAGCGAGCGAUUCAGCCAGUCGGCCUGCUUGAAUAUACUAGUUAUACCGAUAAAGCCAGCUAGGAAAUCUGUCUACAAAAGUUCUUUCCAGUCGUUGAGCAGUUUCAAACAGAUAAAAGGCUCAGAAGUACCGGGAUUUUCAACAUUUCAUCCACCGCCGCUUUCACCAACUAGUCACAGUAUACAUAUCAAUUACCACUCAAAUCCAAACAAUAUCAUAAAUGAUCCACAAAUAGCUUUUAGCGAUCAAUUCCAUGCUCUGAUAGGCAUAGUGGACUGCCCAUCGCACCCUACUCUAGAAGCAGCCAAUGAGGCUUUUAAUGAGACAGUAGAAUGUCUACCUCAGCAUAUCAAGCCGCAUAUCAAACGGUGCUGGGCUUUCCAACCUAGAGACAGCGAUAGAACAGUCGCUAAUCCCUCAUCACAAUUAGUCUUAGUUGAAGAUAGUGCAUUUUACUUAAAUACCCUGAUAGCUGAUAUUGUUGGCAGCGUACUCUCCUGGUUCGCGGACACGGCAGGCGAAAGACGAAGGAAUGACGGUAGACAGUCCAAGCUAUAUGGUGACCUUUUCCUCAUGUCGGGUAGACUCAAAGAUAGUCUGACGUCUUAUAACGAUGGUUUAUCACAAAUGCGGGCACCUCAUGACUCGUUCCACCAAGCAUCUGCUAUUGAAUCUCAAGCGAUUGCUCAAGUAUUGCUAUAUUGGCAGAAAACAGACGAUGUACCAUCUCAUCAUUUAAUUGAAACACCUUGGUCAGGUAUUUGUGACAAAUUCAACAACGCACUGGCUGUGUAUACACGCUUACUAAAUACAUCAAUCAAUAAAGCGCUUUCAACGAGCUCAACUACAAAUCUGACCAAUCUGCCAAGUCAAAAUCAUGAUUUAAUUGCAAUAAGGGCUUUUGUUAGGGCUACUUUGAGGCUUUCACAAUUCCUUUUAACGGUGUGGGCCUGUGAGGGUCUCAACGACAACUCUUUGAAGGCUUUAGUUGAGGGUGUAACGCCUUCUUUUUUGGCGACACAACCAGAUCGCGACUCUAUUAUCGAACAUGCUGAUAAGAUGCCACAUUUAGCUAGAUCACAAAUUUCAACUAUUGCACAACAAGCUCAUGGCACCCAUUUAUUCCAUCUCAACAAGGUUGAACAACUGCGGGUAAUACUCACAUUGAUUCAUUUACAUGACAGUAUUGGAUUUGCGCGCAAAGCUGCGUAUUUCCGUCAAGAAGUUGUCGUAAUCUGCGCAGAUUUAGUGGAAGCAUCGCGGAAUAAAAGUCUCAUCCAAUCGUCAGAUUCUAAACUGAUAGUAAAUCAACUUAACGACAAUAACGAGUUAUUGGUUAAAAUACUUGAUAAUAUUUGCGACGUUUACGGUAUAGAUACUCAAUCUACGUAUUUGUAUGUAAAUGGGGAGGAGAGUGAAGCGACGGAAAACGUACAACAGGAAGUUGAGAAUAAUUUCAAGUGGAUCUCUGUACAGAGGGAUUUCUUAAGGGAUGCAAUGACGGUUGUGCAACACCUCGGUGAUCUCAAUGCUGUUAUCAAGUAUGCAGUUAUAUUGCUAAAAGUCUACCAUGCUAGUUUACCAGCUGCUGAGCAAGUUCGACUAGUUCAAAUCAUGCUCGCUGCUUUGGAAGCACUUAGAAGACGAUCGACAACUUCUGUCGAACUCGCUUUUUGGUCGCCUGAUCUACUCCUCAGUUUGGAGGUUAUACCGUGCACCGACGAGACGCUUCCUUUUGCUACCAAUUCUCAGCAGACGGUGCUGCAGAAACUUGCGAAUACUCCUACUAGACGUGCUACCAGAAUUGCCAAGUCUAUAGCAGUACAAGAUGAAUACGUAGAAGUGUCAGCAACAGUGCAUAACCCCUACAAAUUCACAUUGGAGCUGCAAGCUGUGGAACUAAUCACCUCAGGUGUGACUUUCGAAAGCGAAAAGUUGGACGUCUAUUUGGCACCAAAUUCAUACCAAACCUUACGGCUAAAGGGCGUGGUUAAAAGUCGUGGUCAGUUGAUAGUUCUUGGAUGCAGGAUGCAAAUGAACGGUACAAUCAAGCGAGAUAUAAUACUGCCAUUGUCGACAGCUGACGAAGAGAAACGUAAGAGUAAAGUACGCAGUGAGAGAUUGGAAAAGAGGAGCAAGGUUAAGAGCACCGGUUUGAGCAGUAUACCAUCUUUGCAAAGACAGAGUAUGUCGAGCAGGGCAUCUACCGUUACUUCAAUGAAUGAUACGCGAAGGGCGACAUUAACGAGUAUCUCGAGUGGUGUCAAAGCACCACAAUAUAUUGAGGUUGCUGUUGUAGCCUCCCUCCCUACGCUCAUUGUGGCAGGAACUAAUCUUAGUCAUCACGCUCUGAUGCUUUACAGUGGUGAAUGUACGACGCUUAGAUUGACUGUUGAAAAUGUCUCAGAUGUCGAUGUUGACUUUAUCAAUCUCAAAUUCCGCGACAAUUCAACGGAUAGCUUAUUGGAAGUAAUAGAGGAACAGCAAAGCAAACUCAUUGAUACGUAUGAUAUGGAAUACACGAUCGCACAUGAGCCAGUUUUUAAACCUUGUGUUGAUCUCUCAAAUGUCACCAUACCAGCACGCAAAAAGGCAACGUUAGAGAUAGAAUGCUAUGGUAGAAUGGGAUGUAACCAAGGUUCAAUUUUUAUAGAGUAUGGAAGUAAAAAGAUUAAUGAAAAUGAGCAAACGUAUGCACGACAACUCACAUACCCCCUUUUGUUAACUGUACAACAAACUUUGGAAGUGCAGCAGUUCACUGCCCUGCCGUUAGAGAGAUCCGGUAUGUCCGAAUCGAGAGAAUACUUUGGUUUGUGGCCUACUUCUCCAUCAAUGAUGAGUCAGCCGAUGUCACCAACAAAUCAAACUCAAAUGAGUGCGCCACAAUCACCACUGAUUGAACAAUCACAAUUAUUGCAGAAUCUCGACAAAGAUGCUAACGAAUUCCUCUUCGUGGUUGACAUCAGAAACUCAUUUGGUACACCCUUUGAAGUUGUUCUUGAAAGAACAAGAGAUGGGGACAACUACAUUGUAGAAUUUGGCGUUUGCAGACUCGUACAACCCGGCUUAACAGCUCGAUUAGUCUUGCCUAUGAAGAGGACGAAAUUGACAGAGGAGAUUGCGACGGCUGGUAUACCAAGCAUUUGCGAACGACAGUUCAUAAUCUCGCAGGCUAGUCUAACUCCACAAAAGGAAAGGGUUAUGCGUGAAUUGUUCUGGUAUAGUCAGGAGAUAUACAAGAAAGUUAGACUCUAUUGGCGUGAACCGGUAUCUACCACGGACAGACCGAGAGUCGGUAGCCUAAACCUCUACCUGCGGAAGCACAAAUUGAGUAAGAGGAUGCUCAAUGUUGUCAAAUUGGAUGCAUUGGACGUCGAGCUCAUCAAUCCGACAUGGGAGAGGUUGGAACUUGGCCGAGAAGCGCAACUACAACUGAAAAUAGCGAACAGAACAGAAAGGACUCUGAAGCUUAACUAUCAAUUUGAAGUCAGCUUGGACGACUGUUUGAUAAUCAAAGGUCCAAAAAGCACACACAUUGGACCGCUCAAACCAGACGAAGAGGUCGUCAAGAAGGUUAAUAUCCUGCCAAUUUCUAAAUCACACCUAGAAUUGCGUCUCGUGGUGCACGAGGAAUACCAAGAUAGCAUUAUCGACACAACGAAAGAUUGGGAUCUGAAAGUUCGAAACGCGGUCGGCCGCUUAGAAGCAGUGAAUUCCAAGCCUUGUAUUAUUGAUAUUUUUUGA
Wallemia mellicola CBS 633.66 is the source of this 3758-nucleotide messenger RNA. RefSeq lists its product as hypothetical. Bases 6 to 3758 code for a protein of 1250 amino acids. The record is from RefSeq and is a predicted model, not a curated record. The transcript has 6 exons. NCBI's taxonomy places the organism in Eukaryota, Fungi, Basidiomycota, Wallemiomycetes, Wallemiales, Wallemiaceae. Gene Ontology annotation, cellular component: trans-Golgi network.